This is a messenger RNA of Tigriopus californicus, 586 nucleotides long. RefSeq lists its product as uncharacterized. Lineage: Eukaryota; Metazoa; Arthropoda; Copepoda; Harpacticoida; Harpacticidae. The coding region runs from base 144 to 476 and encodes 110 amino acids. The record is from RefSeq and is a predicted model, not a curated record. The transcript has 3 exons.
AACCAUUCAUCUGUCGAAAAGCGACCGGUCGGACAAGUAAAAGUAGAUCAAGUCAUUGGUUCGGGACAAAGGUAUAAGUAUAAGACUGAGACUCGUUUGACAGUCACAAUCAGUCAGCAUUGCCAAUCCACACUAUUCACAUCAUGAAGAGCUUUAUUGUGUUCUCCUGCCUUUUGGCCGUCAGUCUGGCUCGUCCCCAGGGCGAAAACGCCCCUCUCAGUGCGGAUGAAGUGAUCCAGGAACAACUGGACGGAGCAAAAAGGCUGGAGGAGACCGCUGCUCAACUCAGAGAGCUGCCUCAAGCUGAUGUGGACGCUUUGAUCUUGGGUGUGGGACCAGCUUUGGGAUUUGACACCGACACACGGUUUAACGUGGCCAACUCAAUUGCGGUUUUGGAGAAAACGGCCGAAUUCUUGAAAACGUCGGCUGGUCCAUUGGUCAAUCUGGUGAAGUCUUUGGAGGCCAUCCAAAAGUGAACAUGUGCUUGAUUUUUAUUCUCAAAAAUAGAUGCCUGAUCUCUAUGUGAUACGUGAACAACAUGAACUGAACUAAAAAAAAAAUAUAAAAAUAUACUUAAAUCUUGAAA